AUGAGGGUUACCGCUUUGACUACGUUAAUAACGUGGAUCGGUACAGUGAACGCAGCGCUGUCCGCAACAGGCAACAUCACACUCUUUUCCGACACAAGCUGCGCGGAUCCAGUCUAUGUAAACUCCUGGAUUGUAGGCCGCGACAAUUGCGCGGUCGCGGAUGGCGGAUCCCAGCCCUACUCUGGGCAGUUCCUGUCCUUUGUGCUGAACGAGCGGCCCUGGUGCGUCAACGGCUCGCGCCCUUACCUGAACAUCUACCGCGACGCCGCGUGCACGUCGCUGCUCGUCUCGUUCGCGCCCGGCCCGCUGUACAACCCGACCGGCCCCGAUGCCGACGGCACCUGCGUCGCGCCCGGGGCCGACUACAAGGCGCUGGCCUUCAUCUGCGAUGGACUCCGUGGCGCGGCGGAUAGCGGGUUCUCCCCGCGCCCGUCGGGUGGGCAAGAUGCUUCUUCUUCAUCGCUACCAACCAGCACCUCGGAUCGGCCGGCGCUGAACACGCAGACCUCGCGCACCGAGCCUGGGUUUUCGCAGGCGACUGAGACCGUAGGGACAACCACCCCUGCCUCUGGAACAGCCUCGACGACGGGCACUGCAGGGUCGUCUAUCACUGCCACAGCUUCGGACGCAUCGUCCUCAAGCACUCCUCCAGCAUCGACCGCCGGCGCGGCGACGCCUAUCACGCUAGGAGGGCGCAUGUUAGUAGCCAUUCUCCCGGCAGCCUUCCUCCUAGUGUAA
This is a messenger RNA of Neoarthrinium moseri, 738 nucleotides long. RefSeq lists its product as uncharacterized. The record is from RefSeq and is a predicted model, not a curated record. The coding region runs from base 1 to 738 and encodes 245 amino acids. Lineage: Eukaryota; Fungi; Ascomycota; Sordariomycetes; Amphisphaeriales; Apiosporaceae. The transcript has a single exon.